UCAUGACAAUGAUCAAAAUAUUUGUCUCAUAUUACUCUUGCUCAUUUUUUUUUUUAACUUCUUAUAUUAAUUUAAUUACUUUAUAUACAUUAAAGCUUAGCAGGUUAGGGAAGACAUGGCGCUUCCAGCUACAUUUGUUAUUCUUCCUUUAGGCACUCUUUUCAUUCUUUCAGGCCUCAUUGUUAAUGUAAUUCAGGUUGUCAUUUUUGUCCUUUUUCGUCCAAUAUCAAGAUACUAUUACAGAAAAAUAAACAAAGUGCUCACAGAAAUACUAUGGUUGGAGCUCAUAUGGCUAGUUGAUUGGUGGGCAGGUGUUAAGAUUGAACUAUACACAGAUUCAGAAACUUUUGAAUUAUUAGGUAGAGAAAAUGCACUUCUAAUCUGCAACCACAGGAGUGAUAUUGAUUGGCUUAUUGGGUGGACCUUAGCUCAGCGCUCGGGUUGCCUUGGUAGCACUGUCGCCAUUAUGAAGAAAGAAGUCAAAUACCUUCCUGUUUUAGGUUGGUCAAUGUGGUUUGCUGAUUUUUUAUUUCUAGAAAGAAAUUGGGCUAAAGAUGAAGUAACACUGAAGACAGGUUUUAAGCAGCAAGUACAAAACCCAGUGCCUUUUUGGAUGGCUCUUUUUGUGGAAGGAACUCGCUUUACACAAUCAAAACUUUUAGCAGCUCAAGAUUUUGCUAUUUCAAGAGGGAUGCCUGUACCUAAAAAUGUUUUGGUUCCCAGAACUAAGGGUUUUGUCACAGCUGUAACACAGACACGAACAUUCAUUCCAGUCAUUUAUGAUUGCACAUUUAUAGUUUCAAAGACGGAGCCUUCACCUACAAUGACGAGAAUAUUUAGAGGCAUUCCUUGUACUGUGAAGGUUCAAGUUAAGCGACACAGUAUGGCGGAACUUCCAGAAACAGCUGAUGGCAUUGCACAGUGGUGUAAAGACACUUUUAUUGCCAAGGAUGCUUUACUGGAGAAAUAUAAUACUACCGACAUAUUCAGUGAACUCGAACUUCAAGAAGUUCCUCGACCUAAAAUAUCUAUACUGGUUGUGGUUUCUUGGUCUUGUCUCCUUGGCUAUCUUCUUUAUAAAUUCUUCAAGUGGUCUUCACUCCUCUCCACGUGGCAAGGCAUCUUGUUUACAGUGCUUUUCCUGGUCAUUGUGGCAGUUGUUAUGGAAACACUCAUUCAUUCAUCUCAAUCAGAACAUUCUAAACCCACCAAUUUACCUAUACAAGACCCCAUCAAGCAGCAGCUUCUUCAGACAUGAGCAAAGAUUCACCAUUAGUUAAUGUUAAUCACAUCACAUGCCUCUAUCUUAUUAUGCUACAUGUGUAUAUUACAUUUUUUCUUCUUCCCUAGCUUUUUGGUUUGAAAAUGCAGGAUUUGUUUUAAGUAAAAUAAUGUUAUCAAUAUCCGAACUAGUUCACUUCUUUUAGCUUGUAUUAGUUUUGGGUUAAGAAACCAGAAUAAUUAGACAAACUGAAAUUUGUUACUA
This is a messenger RNA of Cicer arietinum (chickpea), 1486 nucleotides long. Its product is annotated as 1-acyl-sn-glycerol-3-phosphate acyltransferase 3-like. NCBI's taxonomy places the organism in Eukaryota, Viridiplantae, Streptophyta, Magnoliopsida, Fabales, Fabaceae. Gene Ontology annotation, cellular component: endomembrane system. Gene Ontology annotation, molecular function: 1-acylglycerol-3-phosphate O-acyltransferase activity. The record is from RefSeq and is a predicted model, not a curated record.